Ostrea edulis (European flat oyster) is the source of this 2878-nucleotide messenger RNA. Its product is annotated as pleckstrin homology domain-containing family G member 7-like. The transcript is spliced from 17 exons. Bases 478 to 2415 code for a protein of 645 amino acids. Gene Ontology annotation, biological process: Rho protein signal transduction. Gene Ontology annotation, molecular function: guanyl-nucleotide exchange factor activity. The record is from RefSeq and is a predicted model, not a curated record. Lineage: Eukaryota; Metazoa; Mollusca; Bivalvia; Ostreida; Ostreidae.
UGUAUGGUGGUGCGUAGCGUUCAGACUAAAACAGAUCCGAAAGGCUAAGGAGACGUGUUACUAGUCGCCAAAGGGAAGAAGGAAAAAGACGGCAAAAUUAGGGUAGAGGAUAACUAAGGAGAGAAGAAACAGAAACGGAACCGAGCAGAAAAGAAUCCCAAUACACAUAUUAGAUAUCUAAUUUUUCUCUUCAAUGGAGUAACCUUAAGCAGUCAGACAUUUGACGGAUAAGGCGAGGACAAAUUACAUUGAACCUUGACACUCUGAAAGCGUAAAUCGGAUUAAACGGUUUCCUUGCAUGUCGAAGAAACACCCCAGUCUUCUUCGAUUAAAGUCAUCGCGGGUUCAGAAUACAGAGAGGGAUAGCUUCGUCUUAAGACAUUAAUUUGGCAAAGCUUCACAGCAGCGGAACUGUGUAUUGCACGGGGGGUGCUGAUAGAUUUUGUCUGUGAAAAAAAGGGGAUUUACAUCACCGUCAUGAGUUCGUUAAUAAAACUGAGGAGAAGGAAGGAGGAUUCUGCGGGGCAGGGAGGUUCUGAACACGAGGAUUCAGGGGACUUAACCUCUGAUGAUGGGAAGCUUGAACAUCGCCUCAGUUCAUCCAGCCUGACAUCGGCUUCCUCUGACAGCGAUACCGAGUCUCCAUCUCCCACACAUCUACGACGCGAGAGAAGACCAGCCAUCUAUGAUACGCAGAAUGUUGGCGACCUGAUCUGUGGUUCUUCGGGCCUAACGCCCUCUACAUCUGUUGACGAGCCAGAUCUUCUCAAGGGAAUGAUAGCUUUAAAGCGUCGUGAUUCCGUGGACCUGGAGACCACUACUUAUCAGGUGGACCGCGCUCUCAGAGAUCGAAGAAAGAAACUGGUCAAAAGGAACACCAUCGCGGAUUUCUAUAAACAUGAUCCAAAUUCAGACACCAACACAGCGGAGUACAGAAGAGGCAAACAGACAUUCCCAUUUUCAUUCAACAAACUUAUCCGCACCAAAAGCAAAGAUGAGAUGACGAAACUAAGUGAAGCGCUGACCACUCUGACGCCCUCCAAGUUUUCAGACAGUGAUUUAUCUGGAUACAAAUCAUUCCACUGGUCUGAUCUGAUAGCGAGAACAGAAAAUGACGAGAAACCUCUCAAACUUCCUGAUGCAGAACGCAAAAGGCGAGAAGCAAUAUGGGAACUGUUCACAAGCGAGUGCGUUUUUCUGAUCGAUCACCUUAUGGUCCUCAAACAUUGUUUUAUGGAACCUCUAAAGAGACUACAGGUGGAUGGUCAUCUUAUGUUCGCUGAGCCUAAUGACAUUUUUAGUAACCUGGACGAGCUGUGUUAUGUUAGUUAUACUUUCUGUAAAGAGCUGAUUACAGUUCUGUUACGAAACAUGAAGUCUGAGGAAAUCUGGCCCGCGUCAUCUCUUGUAGAAGCACUGGAUAAGUUCUCUAAACUUUCUGAAGAUGGGAACGUAUACCACACCUAUUGUAUAUCAUACUCAAAAUGCCUGGAAUAUGUGGAGAGGCUCAGAAAGAAUGAGAAUUUUGUGGAAUUUGAAAAGUGGUGUUCUCAAGAUCCUCGAUGUCGGAGGCUACAGUUGAAUGACUUUUUAGUGUCCCCGAUGCAGCAUUGCACAAAACUUCCUUUGCUGCUGGCAAACAUUAGGAAAUAUACGACUUCAGAUUACGACAAAAGUAUUUUAGCGCUGACAAUUGGCAAAGUAGAAAUUUCCCUCCAAUGUUUAGACGAGAAGAUGAGAAGGGAACGAAAUACAAAGCGACUUCAAGAACUCCACCAACAAAUAAUGUGGCCGACCGUGACAGACCUCGACCCCCGGACAUACAUUCCAGAGUGCUUACGUUCAUCUUUCUCAUCACAACCAUGUUCCACCCUCCUAUCCUGCCCACACCGGCUCCUUCUACACGAGGGACAACUUACCCUAGUUCAAACAACGAAAAAUGUUGAUGUUUACAUCUUUUUAUUCGAUGACAUGUUGAUUAUUACCAAAACCAAACGAGGAAGGAAAAAGCUGUCCGAUCCGAGUCAGACGGAUGGUCGGUCUUUCUACGUGGUUUAUAGGCAACCGAUUGACCUCAGCUGUCUUAAAUUUCACGAUGUCGACACCUAUGACAUUUCAGGUAGUGGUAUUAAAAAUGCGUUAGUUUUGGUUCAAGUGAGUGCAUUCCAGCAGGUCAUAGGGUUAUACACCCUACAGUGUCAAUCAGAAUUCAUUAAGGAUAUGUGGAUAUCAAAGUUAAAUGACGCCAAAUCAAAAUGUCACCUUGUUAGGAAGGAUCCGUGUCUGGAGGCUGUAGCGCCACAGCCUGUCCCAGUGAGAGAACAAUCUCCCAAAACGAGGCGACGAAUACGCAUGCUCAGGAAUCACAAAAAGAAAUCUAUGUCUAUGGAUACAUUGUUUACAUGUAGUGAAUGAUCUGUUAUAAUCUUAAGAAUUCGUCGUGUACAUUUCAAUUCCAAUCUAUCAUUGAUCUCUGUUUUACCCUUAUACUUGAAUAAGGUUAACAUUAAAAUCCAGAUGGGGACAAAUGGCACUUAAUUUCUACAUUUGAUAUGCUUUAUACAUAAUUAAUGUCUAGACAAUCAUGGGCAGGUUAUCUUUUUAAGAUGUCUGGAGUUCGUUAUUGUGUUAUUGCAGUUUUUUGUUAUUGUUCGAUUUGUUUACUGGUACUUUGAUUCUAAUACGCAGAAAUAAUGAUAAAAGCCUUAACGUUUUAUACACAAUCUUUAUUUAGUAUCAUCUCUCUAUAAAGCACUCUGUGAUGCUUCUCUUCCCCAUUUAUAUAUUUAUUUUAUUUCACAUUCAGAGAUAUUGUUAUUGUUUAUCGUCCAUUAUUUUUACAUAUGAUAUUGUUGUAAUAAAGCGUAUUACAGGUAUA